CUUUCGAAGAAGCUGUGUUUCAAACAAGAAUGGUACAAAUAGAGGCUAUCCAUCCAAAGGUAUUCCUUGAUAUAUCAAUUGGAGGUGAACGCAUUGGUAGAAUAGUGGCUGAAUUAUAUGAAGAUGUUGCACCAAAAGCUGCUGAAAACUUUUUACAUCUAUGUAUUGGUGACAAAACAGAUCCAAAUGGAAACAAGCUAACAUUAAAAGACAAUCACUUCCAUAAAGUUAUCAAAAACUUUAUGAUUCAAGCUGGUGAUAUAACUUAUGGGUCAUCAAAUUUUCAAAACCAAGAAAUAGGGAAAGGUGGUUGUUCAGUAUUUUCAACUAAAUCAAACCUUUCGGGGACUUUUGAAGAUGAAAACCUAGGGGACUUCAGUACCUUAUUCAAUCUUGCAAUGGCAAAUACUGGUCCAAAUACGAAUACUUCACAGUUUUUCAUUAAUACAUAUCCGUCACCUCAUUUAAACCAAAAACACACCAUAUUUGGGAAAAUCACACAUGGUAAAUCAACAGUUCGUGCUAUUGAACUAGAACUAGUUGAUGAAAAAAGUAUACCCAAGAAGGACAUUAUAAUUGAAGAUUGUGGGCAGUGGGAUGAAACGUUAGGAGUCCCAGUUUAUAAUGCAUCUUAUAGUACAGUUGGUGGUGAUAUAUAUGAAGAAUACCCAGAUGAUGAUGAUCAUUUUGACAAGGAGAAGACAGCAGAAGCUUAUGUUGCAUCAAAUAUCAUUAAAGAAUCUGCAACCAUUUUAUUCAAAGAGAAAAAUUACAAAGAAGCAUUAUUCAAAUACAAAAAAUCACUUAGAUAUGUUGUUGAAUUUAUUCCUGAAAAAGAUCAAGAACCAGAAUAUGCACCAAAAUUCGAAGAGUUGAAAAGAAAAUUAUAUCUGAAUUUGGCUUUAGUAUGUGUUAAUCUUAAGGAUUAUAAGAGAGCUGUUGAUUAUUCAACUUAUUUGCUUGAAUCUGAUACUGCUACAGAAACUGAAAGAGCUAAGAGCUAUUAUAGAAGAGGGUUAUCAAAAGUUGAGCUCCAUAAAUAUGAAGAAGCCCUGGAAGAUUUCCAAAACUGUCAUAAACUCAAUUCAAAAGAUGCUGUUGUUGUGAAAAAGAUUGAAGAAACUGAGAAAGUGAUACAGGGACUCAAGAAUAAAGAGAAACAAAAAUAUGCAAAGUUUUUUGGAUAG
Hansenula anomala is the source of this 1187-nucleotide messenger RNA. RefSeq names its product peptidylprolyl isomerase CPR7 (gene CPR7). Gene Ontology annotation, molecular function: peptidyl-prolyl cis-trans isomerase activity; protein binding. Gene Ontology annotation, biological process: protein peptidyl-prolyl isomerization. The coding region runs from base 30 to 1187 and encodes 385 amino acids. Lineage: Eukaryota; Fungi; Ascomycota; Saccharomycetes; Phaffomycetales; Wickerhamomycetaceae. The record is from RefSeq and is a predicted model, not a curated record. The transcript has a single exon.